UCCGCGUUGGUACUUUGUUUUGGUCAGGAAUGUCGGACCCAGUGGAAUAAAAUAACAGUAGUCGUGUGGCGCAAGCUCUAGUUCUAGUCACGCCCGAGCUUCUUUUUUUUGUUGUUUGUCUGUUUUAAUUGUCUAAGGGAGAUGUAUAUGAAGCGUCAGAGUGAUCUAUUACGUGUAUUUAGCGUUAGCUGUUUUCGGUUUUUACUCGUUGACGCCUAUCUAUUGGUCGCUAAAUGCUAACGACUCGUAGCGGUCAGGCUAUCAAGGCAGCCUAUUAUGUUCAGAUAACGUUAGCUUGCCAGCAAAAUACCGAAGCUGUAUGCUAGCUACACCCGUACAGACAUUUAUGUCCUUAAAUAGUGUAUUUAGCUUGGUUGCAAUGUGUUGCUCUUUCUGGGCUGUAUCAUUUUAGCUGACUUGCUGCUAAUAAACCUACAAAAUGGGUUAGCUAAGGUACUUGGCUGAAUUCGUAAAUCGAAAUGCAGUUGCCCUUCGUGUAAUCGAAGCUUAUGCAAGCUAGCGACUUGUUUGUUUUUUGUCAUUUAAAGGGUCUGUUACUCCCAUGACCACCCAUGCAAUGAUGGUGCUACGUCGAUUAUUAAGAAAGCGUUGGGUUCUAGGUGUGGUCUUUGGACUUUCCCUUAUCUACUUCCUCACCAGCACACUCAAACAGGAGGAGAGAACCAUACGGGACCGUACCCUGUUGGAGGUCCGGGAUUCAGACCAUCGCAUCUCCUGGAAGGUCCGCUUCAACCUGGGCAACAGCAGCCGGCAGAUCACUCAGUGCCGAAACUCCAUCCAAGGCAAGGCACUACUCACAGAUGAACUUGGUUAUGUCUGUGAGAGAAAGGACCUACUGGUGAAUGGCUGCUGUAACGUAAAUGCCCCCAGCUCCAUGCAGUACAUCUGUAAAAGCUGCUUGGCCAAUGGCUGCUGUAACAUCUACGAGUACUGUGUGUCCUGCUGCCUCCAGCCUGACAAGCAACCUUUGCUCGAGCACUUCCUGAAUCGUGCAGCCCAAGGCUUCCAGAAUCUCUUCACCGCUGUUGAGGACCACUUUGAGCUGUGCCUGGCCAAGUGUCGAACCUCUUCACAAAGCGUUCAGCACGAGAACACCUACCGAAACCCUCAAGCAAAGUACUGUUAUGGAGAGAGUCCGCCAGAGCUCCUUCUUAGAUGAGUGUCUGAUAUCAACUCUGGGGUAAUGGCGGUACAAGAGGAGCAGUUGCCCUAGAAGGCGCUGCAUAAGGACACCCAGAGGUGCUUGCCGAAGAAUCACAACUCUUUACAUCUCUGCGUCUAAAUUGCUGUCUUGGACAAUUUUGAAUACAGUGGCGCAGAGAUGGAGCUCAUCAGAACACAAGAACAACCUCAAAAUGGACAACUAUUGUACACAAUUGGAUUAUUUUACACUUCAUAAGUGCAUAGAACGCUUCAUUAAUUCAUCCGUGAUGAUCAUCAGGUCUACAUACUGUAGGCAGGGCAGCUUAUUCAUCAGCAUCUGCAGCAUUACCUAUUCAAUAGAAAAAGAGGCUUCAAGUUUAACCUUGGCAUACGUAACACAAUUAACAUCCGUUUUUAUGUAACAUUGGACAUUUUGAAAAGGCAAAGAAUGUGUUAAAUCUUCUGUGUGUUGUGCAUGCAUAUAGAAUUGGUAUUUAAUAAAAGUGACUGUGA
Lampris incognitus (smalleye Pacific opah) is the source of this 1677-nucleotide messenger RNA. It is a transcript of the gene spring1, whose product is annotated as SREBF pathway regulator in golgi 1. NCBI's taxonomy places the organism in Eukaryota, Metazoa, Chordata, Actinopteri, Lampriformes, Lampridae. The transcript has 6 exons. The coding region runs from base 563 to 1180 and encodes 205 amino acids. The record is from RefSeq and is a predicted model, not a curated record. Gene Ontology annotation, biological process: positive regulation of SREBP signaling pathway.